AUGCAGCAGCAGCCCUAUAACUACGGCCCCUAUGGAGGAGCCGCACCACCUUAUGGCUACCCCCAGCAGCAACAACAGCAGCCGUACGGCAGCGGCGGGUACUAUGCAGGACCACCGCCCCAGCAGCAACAGCAGUGGGUCGGCUAUGCGGCAGGUCCACCGCAAGGUGGCGGCGACAUCCUGCACUUCCCUGCCUACGGCGGACCGCCAAUGUCGGGUGGUGCUCCCUACCCCGCGCCCGGCUCUGGCUACGCGCCCGCUCCCGGCUCUGGCGGCCCCUAUGGCGGCUAUCCCUCGCCACCGCCCUCCACCGGCGGCCCGCCCGGCUCCGGCUACGCCCCGACCUACCCCUCGCCCGCUCCCGCCGCCGCCGCCUAUGGCGACCGGGUGACCGGCUACCCGGGCAGCGGCCCGCCGUCCUACCAUUCUCCGCCGCCCUCCGGCUACGGCCAGCCGCAGCCACCACCAGCGUCGGGCUACGGCCAGCCGCAGCCGGUGUACUACCAGCAGCCGCCGCCCGCGUCCGGUGGGCCGCCGCCGGCCAUGUACGGCGCCGGCGGUGUGCCCGAGCUGUCGCCGUACAUGCAGAACAUGACGAUCGUGGACAACCACAACGCGACGGUGGUGGCGCCCACGCCAGGCGGAGGCACGAUGGUGUCGUCGUCAUCGACGACGGUGGAGUGCUGCGGACCCACUGGUGCCGCCUCGGCCGCGCCGCCUCCGGGCGUCAUAACGCCAGCGCCCAAGAAGGACAUUGUCAACCAGUCCGAAAAGGCCACCGGUAUGGGCAAGUUGUGGCGAGCAAUGACCAAGGUGACGGAAAUCACGCAGGCGGGACAGGACCGCGCCCUCGUCAAACUCGAGAAGACCCGAAAGUGGAUCGUCGACAGCACAACCGAUGCGUCGAUCUUCACCAAACCGCCGCCGUUUGCCUACAGCGUGGAGACCAUUCAACCGCUCCUUGGCACCACCAAAUUCUCCGAGGCCGAGCUGGAGCAACUGUUCUACUUCUAUCGCGAGCUCGCACUCUCCGAGAUCCUCGCGCCGGCGCGGGCCGCGUUGCUUCUGCCUCCCGCCGCCGAUCAACCGAUGUACGCCGAUCUCCAGCAGAGGGCGUACUCAAUCUUCGUGGACGGGUCGGGCAAGGCCACCCACCUGUCCUUCAUUUCCGCCGUCUCUGCCCUCGCGCGCGGCAGCCCGCAGGAAAAGUUCCCCCCUUUGGUUUCAGUGCUGUGUCGACUGUUUGGCGACGGCGGCUACGUGCACCGUAACAAGGUGGUCGAGCUCUACAUGCAAAUUCACCGCACCCACAAGCACGUCGAGGGCCAACCGGACACGAUAUCUGCCGCCCUCGACCAAGUCUUUGGCGACCGGCCGAGCCUGGGCCUGGACGAGUUCCAGGCGCGGUGCGCGGGCGCGCUCACGGACGAGUGGUGGGACGCGUUCGGCCUCUUCUCGGGCAUCGUCGAGCAGUCGUGGCGCAAGGUCGAGGCCAAGCUCCACAGCCGGCCCGAGAAGGAGGGCUUCCUCCUCAAGGAAUUCGUUCGGGUGGGCAUGUCGUCGUGGGCGCCGCACUGGUGCUGCCUGAAGGAGGGGUUCUUCAUCUACUACGAGAAGCAGCUCAACAUCCACUCGAACAAGGAGGACAUCGACUACAACAUCUGGGAGACCAGCCGCAAGCAGGAGAACAUAUCUCGCGUGGUGUCGCUGAACGUGGGCAUUGGCCAAUGUUCGGCGAAGUGGUCUCCGACCGGGAAGCACGAGUUCAGCUUCGAAGUGGCGACGCCCCACUAUCGGCGCAAGUUCGCGGCGGCCACCAGCGAAGAGUGCAAGGAGUGGAUCAAGGCCAUCAACCAGCACUGCAUUAACUCCGUCGACCAGUUCCCCUUCCAGAGCACCCUCCCUCUCCACGAGAAAAUCAAUGCGCGUUGGCUGGUGGAUGGGAAGGACACGUUCAAGGAGAUGGCGCGCGCCAUUCGCAACGCCAAGGAGUCCAUCUUCAUCGCCGACUGGUUCUUCUCGCCCGAGAUCUACCUCAUCCGCGAAAACGAGAUCACCGGCGCGACGGAGAUGAAGGAGGAGAACCGGUUGGACAUGAUGCUGCAGCGCAAGGCCAACGAGGGGGUGCAGAUCUGCGCGCUGAUCUGGAACGAGACCAAGGUGGCGGUCAACCUCAACUCGCAGCACGCGCAGCAGUACCUGGAGAACCUCCACCCGGCCAUCAAGGUCAUCCGCCACCCGCUCGUCGCGCCGGUCAAGUGGUCCCACCACCAGAAGAUCCUGGUCGUCGACCAGGACUACGCCUUUGUGGGCGGAUUGGAUCUGGCGAUGGGGAGGUGGGACGACCAGUGUCAUCGCAUCACCGACUCGCAGCCGCCCUACCGAUGGAACGGCAAGGACUACUACAAUCCGCUGGUGACGGGGGUCAACAACGUGCAGCGGCCCGACGUCGACUACUUCGACCGCACCAUGAACCCGCGCAUGGCCUGGCACGACGUUCACACCGUCGUGGACGGCGACGCGGCCAGAGACGUCGCCGCCAACUUCAUCCAACGAUGGAACCACCACCGGGAGGUGAUUCAGGGGGUGACGCUGCCGUGGCUGCUGCCCAAGGCCGCCGUCGCGCCGCGCACGCACUCCAACGUCGGAUACGGCACGUGCGAGGCGCAGGUCCUGCGCAGCACCUGCGAGUGGUCCAUCGGGUCCGGUCCGCACACCGAGACCUCCAUCCUCCACGCCUACCGCUACGCCAUCUCCAACGCCGAACACUUCAUCUACAUCGAGAAUCAGUUCUUCAUCAGCUCGACGGGGGGCGCGCCGGUGGAGAACGACAUCGUGGCGAUCAUCUUCGAGCGCAUCCGCAAGGCCGUCGUCAACGGUGAGGUGUUCCGCGUCGUGGUCAUCCUCCCCGUCCACCCCGACGGCACCUACGCCACCUCCGCCAGCGUGCGCAACAUCAUGCGGUGGAACUACCACACGAUCACGCGGGGCGGCACCUCCAUCCUUGAGCGCUUCACCAAGGAGUUCCCGGACAAGACCGCUAGCGACUACAUCGUCUUCUGCGCCCUCCGAACCUACGAUUUCCUGGCGCGGGGCACGGCGGUGACGGAGCAGAUCUACAUCCACUCGAAGCUGCUGAUCGUCGACGACCGCCUCGUCAUCUGCGGUUCGGCCAACAUCAACGACCGCUCCAUGCUCGGCAAGAGGGAUUCGGAGAUCUGUGUGAUGCUCAACGACACCGACUUUGUGGACUCGCGCAUGAACGGAGCGCCCUACAAGAAGUGCAGAUUCGCCUACGACCUGCGGCGAAGCCUGUGGCGCGAGCAUCUGGGGCUGUUCGACCACGAAAUGGACAACAUCGACGACCCCGUGUGCGAGGCCACCUUCAAGUACUCGCCCGCCCUCUUGGCAUGA
This is a messenger RNA of Acanthamoeba castellanii str. Neff, 3414 nucleotides long. RefSeq names its product phospholipase D active site domain containing protein. The transcript has 24 exons. The record is from RefSeq and is a predicted model, not a curated record. NCBI's taxonomy places the organism in Eukaryota, Discosea, Longamoebia, Acanthamoebidae. Gene Ontology annotation, molecular function: catalytic activity. Gene Ontology annotation, biological process: cell motility. Bases 1 to 3414 code for a protein of 1137 amino acids.